UGUUGUUGUUGGUGGUGGGAGAAAGAGCGAGAGAGAAAGAGAGAGGGAGAGAGGCAGACGGUAAAUAUGGAGGAGGAGAAGCGGUAGGAGGUGAGACGCGUCCCGCUUGUUAAACUACGCGUUUUCGUGUGAAUUAGAAGCGCAAAGGAGCUCCACGGAGGGACACACCGUGCCUCGGCGGAAACCAAAGCCGGGAGGAAGCGACCUCUGCGCUAAUACACAUUCCAAGAGGAGCCGCCGACAUCCACGAAAGACGUCGAGAAGAAGGUCUGAAUCAUCCGUCUGUCCUUCUACACAUGGCCGACUCAGAGGACCCGCUAUAACCCACACACACACGUACACACACACAGUGGAAGGGCAGGGGAAAGAAGUCCAGGUUCAGCCUUCAUGAAUUCAUCACACCCCUCAGUAGUGGAGGUGAAGAGCAGCCUCCCAUCAGGCAUGCAGAGCCCAGUAGGAACAGCAAGCGAGCAGAGAGGAGGAGGAGGAAGUGGUGGAGAAGGUGGUGGGAGUCCAGGAGAAAGCCCGGGAGGAGGAGGAGGCCCGGUGGACCUGCGAACUGAGCCCAGGGUGGGGUCUCUCUCCGGGGGUGGAGUGGUGGACACAGCCCUGAGAGAGCAGCAGCUCCAGCAGGAACUCAUUCUCCUCAAGCAGCAGCAGGAGCUCCAGAAACAGCUGCUAUUUGCAGAAUUUCAGAAAAAACACGAAGUGCUAACAAGACAACACGAAGUCCAGCUGCAGGAACAUUUAAAGCAACAACAGGAGCUGCUGGCAGCCAAACGACAGCAGGAGCUGGAGCAGAAGAGGAAGCUGGAGCAGCAAAGACACGAAGAGCAGGAGAAACAACGACUGGAGCAGCAACUGCUGCUGCUGAGGAACAAGGAGAAAGGCAAAGAGAGUGCCAUUGCCAGCACAGAGGUGAAGCUGAAGCUGCAGGAGUUCCUUCUCAGUAAGAAGGAACCUGGUUCUGGCGGACUAAACCAUUCCUUCUCCCCAAAGUGCUGGGGAGCCCAGCACACCUCCCUGGAGCAGAGCUCGCCUCCGCAGAGCAACACACCGGGGACUCCUCCUUCCUAUAAACUGCCCCCUCUCCUGGGGAACUAUGAGGGCAAAGACGACUUCCCACUCCGCAAGACGGUCUCUGAGCCUAACCUGAAGGUGCGUUCACGCUUGAAGCAAAAAGUGGCAGAGAGGCGGAGCUCCCCUCUCCUCCGCAGGAAGGACGGAACUGUCAUCAGCACCUUCAAGAAGAGAGCCAUAGAGAUAUCAGUUUCCUCUCUCUGUAACAGUGCUCCGGGGUCAGGUCCCAGCAGUCCCAACAGUUCCAAUACAGCUAUUGCCAACGGCAAUACUGGAUCAGUCCCCAACAUACAGACUGAGCUGAGGUCUCUCCAUCAGACGCUGGGGGCUGAUGGGACAUUGAGUCCUCUGAGUCUCUACACCUCACCCUCCCUGCCGAAUAUCUCGCUGGGCCUCCCUGCCAACACACACAUCACGCCCUCCCAGAAGUUGUCUGCCCAGCAAGAGGCAGAGCGUCAAGCCAUCCAGUCGCUGCGGGGGGGUGGAGCUCUAACAGGAAAGUUUCUCUCCACGUCCUCCCUUCCAGCAGGUGUGGGACAUGAUGUGGAGACUCCGCCCCCCAGCUCUCAUUCAGCCCAUUCCUCGUUACUGCAACACGUACUACUGCUGGAGCAGGCUAGGCAACAGACUGCUAUGCUAGUGCCCAUGUACAGCCAAUCGCCGCUGGUUACGGCAGAGAGAGGUGUGUCGGGUGGCAUGCGGGCUGUCAACAAGCUGCCUCGCCACCGGCCGCUGGCUCGUACGCAGAGCGCACCUUUGCCCCAGUCCCCCCAGGCCCUGCAGCAGCUGGUGGUUCAACAGCAGCACCAUCACUUCCUGGAGAAGCAUUACAAGAUGCUGUCAAAGGGGGCAGAUUUACCUAGGCCACCACCCACUCACCCAGAGGAAACAGAGGAGGAGCUUACAGAGACCAAUGACAUGCAGGAGGAGGAUGAAGGGGUGGGCCUUCACAGGCUUCAGAAGGAGGGGUCUGAUGAUAGCACGCCUUCAUCUGAGCGUCUCGGCGUGCACGUGAAGGGUGAGGAGGAGCGUGGAAGCGUGCAUAUCAAAGGGGAGAGCACCGAGAGUGAGCUGGAAGAAGAGGAAGAGGAUGAAGAUGUCAUUCAGUUGAGGGAGGGCGACGAAGAGGAGAGAGGGAGUUACAGUCAGGCCUUGCAGCAGCUGGGCGUGUUCCAGUCCUCAUUGCCCCACAGACCCCUGGGUAGAGCGCAGUCCUCUCCUGCAGCUGCCGUUAAUCCCAUCAAACACCUCUUCACUACCGGGCUUGUAUAUGACAGUCUGAUGCUGAAACAUCAGUGUGUGUGUGGGAACGCUCACAUCCACCCAGAGCAUGCUGGGAGAGUUCAGAGCAUCUGGUCCAGACUGCAGGAGACAGGCCUGCUGGGCCGCUGUGAGAGGAUUCGUGGGCGUAAAGCGUCUCUGGAUGAGAUCCAGUCUGUCCAUUCAGAGUUCCACACCCUGCUGUAUGGAACCAGUCCGCUCAAUCGGCACAAACUGGACCACAAGAAGCUGCUCGGUCCGAUUAGCCAGAAGAUGUACGCUGUUCUUCCUUGUGGAGGAAUAGGGGUGGACAGUGACACAGUGUGGAAUGAGAUGCACUCAUCGGCUGCAGUGCGCAUGGCGGUGGGCUCAGUCAUCGAGCUGGCCUUCAGAGUGGCUGCAGGGGAGUUAAAGAAUGGCUUCGCAGUUGUUCGUCCUCCAGGGCACCAUGCUGAGGAGUCCACGGCUAUGGGCUUUUGUUUCUUCAAUUCAGUCGCCAUUACUGCCAAGCUGCUGCAGCAGAAACUUGGAGUGGGCAAGAUCCUCAUUGUGGACUGGGACAUUCACCAUGGCAACGGCACUCAGCAGGCCUUCUACAGUGACCCCAACGUCCUCUACAUUUCCCUCCAUCGCUACGAUGAUGGAAACUUCUUUCCUGGCAGCGGAGCUCCGGAGGAGGUGGGAUCAGGUGCAGGUGUUGGUUUUAAUGUGAACAUAGCGUGGACCGGAGGAGUAGAUCCCCCGAUGGGUGAUGUGGAGUACCUCACUGCUUUUAGGACUGUGGUGAUGCCCAUCGCUCAACAGUUCAGUCCAGAUGUGGUCCUGGUGUCAGCAGGCUUCGAUGCGGUGGAGGGUCAUCAGUCUCCUCUGGGAGGCUACAAUGUCUCUGCCAAGUGUUUCGGUCAGCUAACGCAGCUGCUCAUGGGUCUGGCGGGUGGGCGGGUUGUUAUGGCGCUGGAGGGCGGUCAUGACCUCACCGCUAUCUGUGACGCAUCGGAGGCCUGUGUCUCUGCGCUCCUGGGAGACCCGUGUGACUCUAUGUUCCAGUGGCCUCAGGAGAAGCCCUGUCCAAAAGCCUACGCCUCCCUGGAGAGAGUAAUAGAGAUCCAGAGUAAACACUGGUCCUGUCUCCAGAGUUUGUCUCAGACUAGUGGACACUCGCUACUCGACGGCCCCCUGGGGGCUCAAGGCCAGUCAGAAAAGGAUGAGGCGGAAACGGUCAGCGCCAUGGCGUCUCUGAGCGUUGAUGUUGAGCAGCCAGGCUCUGUUCCUGAUAGCACAGAAACCAGCAGGUCCACAGAGGAACCAAUGGAAGAGGAGCCCGUUUUGUAGGAGGAGCUUAAACAAGAAGCACACCAAACUUCCACUUCCACCUCCUUCUAGCACCUCUCUUUCUCUUCCUUUUCCUCUUCCUCCAUGGAGUGUGCAUUGGUAAACACAACACACACACACAGAGUGCAGUCGUGCUGUUGUGGAGGACUCCAACUGGCAAAGGAGAACUUAACGGAGGAGAAACCGUGUCAUGCGAAAACAUGGAUGCACUUCUUUUCUCUACUGUUUCGUCCAUGCAACGGGGCGCAGACGACUUGUUAGCGCCUCCGUGGGGCUCAGCAGAGAGGGAGCGCGGACGAGGAUACACAUCAUGUACCCUUGAAUAUUUGACCACCUGUACACAGCACCACUGAAAUGUUCUCUUCCACCCUCCAAUCAUUCUCGUGUCCUUUUUAUUCCAUCCCUGCCUUUGUUUCCACUGAAGGACGAUGACAGUGGAAAAACUUGAAUCUUAAAUGCCGCACACCGAGCGGACGACUGGUCCUCUUGGUGUGCCAAGCGCAGGGUUGCCCGUUGGAGGGGGGGAGAAAAUAACCGGUUUUAAUAUUCGCAGAGGAGGAGGAGGAACUAGGUGCCUUUUUUUCUGUCCACAAAAACUAAAACUAAGUCCAGAAAACACAAACCACCACCGCAGCACCUCAGUACAGCAACCAGCCAAUCAGGACUGAAGAAGCACACUUUUAAACACACACAAACACACACACACACGCUGUUGUUGAUCCAGUUGGUCACUUCAUUUCUGAGUCCUUGUUUCUUCAUCUGGAUGCCUUAGUUUGUCCCAGUCUCACUAUUUAGCAGCCUGUAGAGAGAUGGAGAGAGAGACUCAUGAGCUCAUGUAAAUACAUAUUCUGCUUAUUGACUAUUUUUUAAUAUCUGGCUAUAUUCCAAAAGACUGAGUUUUGCUUUUUUUCACAUUUUUGAGGGAAGGAAACCCUCUAAAGCCAUCCUCACACACUAGAAGUCUCCAGUAAAAAUCUCAGUUGAAUAUUAAUAGUAACAUUAAAAUAAUAUUCAAUCAGACUUUUGUGGAAUCUGGUGGAAGCGUCUCAGGAUCAGAUCAGCUUUAGCAGGAUUCAUGUAACUAAUGAAACUGCAACACCCAUCAGUCCUCUCUCUCCCUCGCUCUCUCUCUUUAUCAUUUGUGUUGGUUGAGUCAUGUGACCUAAACCCUGCACCUUCUUCUUUAAAGGAGGGGACUGUGGGAUUGUACUUUUGAAACACCGCAGUGACCACCACGUCCCACGUUAUCUUUCUCUCUCUCUCUUUUUUUUAAGAAUUGUAAUAUUUCCUGUUUGGUGUAAAUAGAGUCUCCUGUCCUGUUGGCCAUGGUUACAUCACAGCAGGUUUGGUGUGGUCACUUUUCUAUAUCUGUACAUACACAUAUGUAUAAAACCACAAAAGACUUUCUCUUUUUGUAUAAAAAAGCAAAAAUAAUAUUCUAUAUAAAUAUAUAUAUGUAAACAGUGUUUUAUCCAAUCAGAUUGGAUUUCUGAAUAUAUUCUAUUUGAAGAUUUGAAGUUUGAAAAGGUUUGGCUGUUUGACAGGAAGUAAGCACACGGUCUGAUGCGAUCAGACCACGACCUGUUUGUUUGUUUGUUUACAGAUGCUCAGGAUGGCUGAAUAUUGUUGUGUUGGAGGGGGGAUGAUCAGUGAGCUCUAGUUCUUUUAGCAGGACCAGCGCUGCCCUCCUCAGGCAAACAGCAGCAACUACAGAAAGGUGAUAUUAAGGUCAAAAGUCAUGGCUGAGUAAAAUAGGUUGGUCCAGUGAUGAUGUGUUUUUGUAGUCCAAAUGGAGCUAGCUCCUCCACAGCUUUUGGUAUUCAUUCUACAUAUCACACAAUGGUACCAAAUCACGAGCCCUGUAAUUCCGAUACAUUAGGUUUGUAUCGGCUCUGUUCCAGGAAGCAGUGAAACGAUGGUGGUUACUUAAUGGAUCGUGAAAUGAGGUACAGCAGGAGUGUUGAAAACAGCCUCGCUGGAUGACAGUCAGACCUCUUAAAUGUCGUUAAACUCACUACCAUCCAUUUUCUAGCGGUCACAGCAACAGACUAAGCAGACAUGCCAAGACGGUCUUCCUCAGCCACGCCCUCCAUCUCUUCUGGUGUGAUAAAUGGAUGUUCCCAUUCCAGCAUGCCCUGGUUCUGCCCCACAUUUAGUUGAACAUGCCCAAAACACCUCACCCAGAAAGCAUAAUCACCACCUUACCACAGUGGAGGGCUUUGGCUGAGUGAUGGGUUCAGAAGUCAUUGUUGCCCCUUGUAGGGUCUGUCAAGGUGAGGACCAGGGGAUCAGCCAGAGGCUAGACCACGAGGCUGGACUGGGAUAUUGGUGUUUGAUCCCCAGCUGUCCACAGUAAACUUGAAUAAACUCACUACAAACUGAUUAAAAUCAAGGUGAAGUAAGACAAAGUGAGCAGCAGUAAGUACUGAGAGUGAGGAAAAACUGCUUCCUCAGCUAUAAUUGGACGUGGUUUGCACCAACUUUAAUGGAGAAGACCUUUUUUUGUUGAGGACAGAUCAGGAAGCUGCAGGCCUGCAGACCCGGGGUUAGCAGUAAAAGUCCAGGUUGACACUUGGAUUGUCUGAAUUGCUGUUAAACAGUAAAACUGCAAGAUUCUCAGUUUGUGCAUGUUCACAUUGGCCUGUUAGCACUAGUUGUCCAAUGGUGGACAGACACAGGUCUAAAUGUGUCUAUUUCUAAUAGGAGCAAAUAUAAUCCUGCAUAUAUAAUCCUAAACAAAUAUGAGGAAUUUAAAGAUAUAAUCCAGGCUGAAAGCUACACAGCUGUUGUAGCCAAAGAUGGCAGAAAAAUGUGCAACUCAGCAGACUUAUCAAUAUCACUGUUACAUCAAUAGAUCACAGGGAGAUCUGCCUAGAAUUAGAAUUUCCUAAUAGAUUCAUUUUCUGUUUUCUCAUAUUGUUUAGUUGUAUUCUCGUGUCGAGAUGAUUUCUCAUUUCAAGCUUGUUCUUUUUGAAAUUAAGACUUAAGAGCAUUGCUCAGAUUUUUUAACAGUCUAGUUUGAGUCAAAAAAAAGUACAUGCUUUGUUUAUUCUAAGGUUUUAAGUAUCGGGCAUAAUACAAAAUGACUGAGUCAUUACCAGGUCUUUAAAUGAGGUCAUUACAAAGUCAGAUAAAUAAAAGCUGGGAUAAUUCAGUAGUUUGUAGAAGCACAAGCAGCAGUAACUGCUGUAUGACUAUCAUUACCUUACACUGUUGGAGGAACAGCACUUCUUUACAACAUUGCUUAGUUCAUACCCGAGGUGCUCUGCCUGGGGUAGGGUUUAUUUCAGUUUCUCUGACCUUGGGGUGAUUCUGAGGUUGCACUUUAUCUGAUUAUGUACUGAUAUGUGAAACAGUAGAAUUUAAAUAGGGCAUACUUUUUUAUUACCGCGACUGUAUAUCAUGGUGACUUAGAUCCAAUGAACAGAGUGGAUUAGAAGGCUGUUAAAACUUUUAAGACAAAUUUCGCUUCCAUUCUGUGACAACAAUGACAGUGACUGAGAAUGCAUCGUGUGCUGUUCCUGGAUCAGUGUCGACAAUCCACUAUUUUCAGUACAGUAAUGAAUGAGCGAGUGCUUUGUUACAUGGUAUAAUCCUCAGAAAUCAUCAUUAAAAAAGUGCAGUCAGAUUGCACCACUCAUGAAA
Messenger RNA from Oreochromis aureus, 7317 nucleotides. It is a transcript of the gene hdac5, whose product is annotated as histone deacetylase 5. Gene Ontology annotation, molecular function: histone deacetylase activity. Gene Ontology annotation, cellular component: histone deacetylase complex. The transcript is spliced from 29 exons. The record is from RefSeq and is a predicted model, not a curated record. Lineage: Eukaryota; Metazoa; Chordata; Actinopteri; Cichliformes; Cichlidae. Gene Ontology annotation, biological process: chromatin organization; negative regulation of transcription by RNA polymerase II. Bases 388 to 3672 code for a protein of 1094 amino acids.